UGAAAGGUGAGCAGCACAGGGAGAAUGGAAGCGGCUGCUACUGCGGUUUUUGGUGUCGCUGCUCCGCCUUUGCAUUGAGGGGGAAGAGGAGGAAGCCUUUCCUGGCUAGCCGUGCGUGAGCAUAGAGCCUAGAGGUAGUUCUUUGCUGUCGGAGCAAUGGAGAUGCAAUCUUACUACACCAAACUCUUGGGAGAGCUCAAUGAGCAGCGGAAGAGGGACUUCUUUUGUGACUGUAGCAUCAUUGUGGAGGGGAGGAUUUUCAAAGCCCACAAAAACAUUCUGUUUGCCAACAGUGGUUACUUCAGAGCUUUGCUGAUCCACUACAUCCAAGACAGUGGCCGACACAGCACUGCUUCCCUGGACAUUGUUACAUCAGAGGCCUUCUCAAUUAUCCUGGACUUCCUUUAUUCAGGGAAGUUGGAUCUUUGUGGGGAAAAUGUGAUUGAAGUUAUGUCUGCAGCCAGUUACCUGCAGAUGACUGAUGUUGUCAACUUCUGCAAGACAUACAUCAGGUCGUCACUGGACAUCUGCAGGAAAAUAGAGAGAGAAGCUGCUUUUUAUCAGGCUGACAGUGGGAGCUCUAGUUCUGCUCGAGAGGGCACGUCGUAUGGGGCAAAGAGCCAGUGCUCAGUGUCAGUUUCAUCUCUGCAGGAGAAAGAGAGGGUUCCAGAUUGCCAGCGAGACCCUCCCUGCGGGGAAUGUUGCAGCUGCCACCCCAUUCAGCUUGUAGUGCGGGACCCUGUGAGCAGUGACUCUCCAGAUGACACAAAUUCUUCACUGCCCAAAGUGGUAGAACCCAAAGUAGAGUUUGAUGCCGACGAAGUGGAAGUAGAAGUUGGCGAGCGACUACAGCAGUACCCAACACCGCUGACGAUUGAGCAGAUAGAGGAGGGGCUCCAUAGUGGCCAGGCCAUGGACCUGGCAUGCAACAACUAUCACAUGAAGCAGUUUUUAGAAGCUCUGCUGCGCAACAGUGCAGCCCAGAGGAAGGACGAUGUGGUCCAUCAUUUUGUCCGCGGGUUUGAGGGUAGGCCAGAGGAUGCAGGAGUGCCCAUGAGUUCCAUGGUGGACAUUCACAAUGACUGGUAUGGAGAGGAUGCAGGUGAUGUGCUGGUCGUGCCGAUCAAGCUGCACAAGUGCCCAUUCUGCCCAUACACGGCCAAACAGAAAGGGAUCCUGAAGCGGCACAUCCGUUCGCACACGGGUGAGAGGCCUUACCCAUGUGAGAUAUGCGGCAAGCGCUUCACACGGCAGGAGCACCUUCGGAGUCAUGCUCUGAGUGUCCAUCGGUCAAACAAGCCAAUCAUCUGCAAGGGCUGCAGAAGAACGUUUACAAGCAGCCUGUCCCAAGGCUUGCGCCGCUUUGGAUUGUGCGACAGCUGCACUUGUGUCACAACUACGCACGAGGAUUCGAUGCCCAUUAACCUCAGUCUGAUGGAACCUUCAUCUGAAGGCCAAGAAAAGAGCGACCCAGACAACGAUUGGCCCAUUUAUGUGGAAUCUGGUGAUGAAAACGACCCCCCUGAAGAUGAUGAUGCUGACCCAGAUCCUGACGACAAGCAGGAUCUCCACCGAGAAGCACUUAUGUAGCAUCAAAAAGAGGGUGGGGAGAUGUAAAUUCUUUUUCUUAUUUGAUUUGUCAUCUUGACAGCCGGAAAACUGCAUAUUUAUCCCAAGUUGUGAAGUUUGUGGGUUUUUUUUUAUAUAUGAAUAAAUUCCAUUUCCUAGAACAGGUAGGAACAACUGGACUUUUAAAAUUCUGGAAUGUCUUUUUAAGUUGUUAGUGCUGUGCGCUACACCUUUGAAAGGAAUUGUGUUUCUGGGCUGAGCAGAGGCUAUGUUCCUUGCAGACCUUCUUCCACCCUUUGGAUACGAGGCCAGGCUUUGUCCUUUUAUUGUCAGUAAUCUUCCAUGUUCCUAUGAUCUUGUCUCUCUUCCCCCCUAGCCCACCCAGUUUCUGCCUCUCCCUCUCCCUCUCCUCUCAGGAUCUGGGUCUCAAACUUAAUUCUGAGCUGCUGUUCUCUUUCCUGGACUUUUAAUUCUACCUUAGAAAUGUAGAUGAGGACUUGAUCAAUGCAAACAAGGCUAAAAGUCCACUACCAUUAAAGCAUAUCCAAGAAUGAACAGUUAUGUAUACAUAAAUCUAGAAAUGGCUCUUUGUAUACAGUAUAUUUUUUACUGUACGUUUAUAAAAACUAAAUAUUUACACUUCUGUUCAUCCUCAAGAAACUUGCGAGGAAGGUAGUCAGGCAGCAGAUAAACAGUUUGCAGACUUCUGUAGCAACCUUCUUGAGGGUCUGAGCCAUUCAACGAGGCACUGACCGUUUUUGUAGUGCUUGAACUGGGAAAGGCCUUUCAGGGUUAGGCCAUAUAUCUACUACAAGCCUCAUACGGUACUUUUGACGUAUUUUGAAGUGGGACCAUAACUCAAUGGUACAGAAAGCCCCAGGUAGGAUCCUGGCAACAUCUCCACCUAGAAGGAUCAGGUGGUAGCAGCAGGCAGUAGGGGGGGGGGGAGUCACUGACUGAGGCCCCACCCUGGAGAGGAACUUCUGCUGCUGUCACAAAUCAGCAUAAAAAAUAAUGGGCUGGGUGGACAUACCUUCCUAUGAAUUAGAGUAUUUUUGCUACUGAUCUGUCUGGAGACAGUUCCAGCACACAAUCUGUUAAACAUUUAUUUAAGUAAUUACUGGAGACGAUCUUUUCAUUGCGCAGGCCCCAUUUUUUUCAUUAAGAACAAAACAAAACAAAACCAGCAUGCCUGCGUGCCUUUAAUGGACUUGCAAAAUCGCACCUGCUUAUAUCUCUAAGCACCAGGAGAGCAGACAUGGCAGCAGCAGGAAGUCCCUCACAAUGAGGGGAAAUGUGAGAGGGAUAAAUAUAAAACCCUGAAGAGGAUCUCAUGAAAUGCCUGAGAGCUGGCCAUACAGAUGCUUGUUGGAAUUGCAAGAAUCUCAGUUUCCUCCCCCUCAUUUAAGCAACAAACUACUCAAGGCUAUAAGAACACCAGAGUUCUGGUCAUUGUAGAUGGCAUGAAUUGCCCCCUUCUCAAAUAACCAUACUCAUGCAAUUAUUGUAAAAAAUGUGAAUAAGCAAGGAAGCUGGCCGCUCUUCUGCUUAUACGACUUCUCUGACGUAGCCCCUGUGCUCUGACUGUCCUACAAACCCCCACCCACCCCCUGUAUAUGUUCCUGCUACUUGUACAGUCAGUUGGUUGUAUUUGUUGAUCAUUGUGGUUUCUACAUUUGUACUGUCUUAUGAAUUGGUCUUGAGUACUAUUCCUUGUUAAAAAUUUCAGCUUGGGCUCCACCCUUUCCCUGCUGAAUGGCAGGAAUUUGGCUUGAAGGAUGUGAGGUUACUUGUUUUACUUUUCUAGUGCUGAAUCUCUCUAGGCUAUUAAACUGGCUGGAAAACUGUGAAAUGUCUGUAGUCACAAGAUAAUGAAGAUACCAAAACAAUUCAGUUAAAAUCAAGGUGCAUAACUGUACAUGCCCAUUCAUAGCCAUCUUGGUCAUUUGAAAUAUUUGGGAUUAUACCUAAACCUGCUUACCUGAAUGACAAUGGCACACUCAGGUUGGCCACCAGUCUUACAGGUCUGCCUUAAUGAGGCUGGUGUUCCUGUUCUAUGUUGGGCAGCUCUGAUACGGACCGUCUUGCAAACAGCAUUCUGUCUAAUUUGUGAUGCUUGAUGGAUUAUAUUAUCUUUUAACAUGCAGGCAGGUUUCUCCCCCCUGCUUCUUCUUGAAUAGAAGGUGUAAAUUCUCUUGUGCAUUCACAAAACACUACUGUAGAAGGGGUUAUGAUGUCAUAAAUGUAGCAUUUUUAUAUCAUGAGAUUGUGCAGGAUGAAACAAGGCAAGGAAAGAAGCAAUAAUCUUUUUCUAAAAAGAAGUUGUUACUGUAUAGCAAAAAAUAUAUAAAAAAUUUACAAUAGGCUCCCAUUUUCCUGAAAAGAACCAAGGCUCUGAAGUGCAAAGUCCUGAGACCACAUUUGUGAGGUGUCUUUCUGAAUAGGUGAGACUUGCAUAGUUAUUGGAAAACACAGUGAGGGGGGAUGUAAUCUGAGCUUUCAGAAAAUUGGUCUUGAGAAACAAUUUGAAAGGUUCAGCCUUGAAAGUUAGCAAUGGCUUUCCCCAAAGCUGAGCAUAAGCAGUUGAAGAUGUUCUUGGACCUCUAAUGAAUGGAGUUGCUCAUUAAAUUCAGGUUAGGGACACAGUUAGUGCUCCUAACUCAGUCUUUGCCAACCUGGUGCCCUCCAGAUGUUGGACAACAACUCAGCAUGUACAGCACAGUGUGUUGGCUGAGGCUAGCUGUAAUGCAACAUUUGGAGAGCCCCAGGUUGGUGAAGGCUAUUCUUAACCCAUUAGCUCAGAGCAUUUGAGAUACUUGCUCCUUUCUGUCCUCAUUCGGACGGCUUAUCACUUUGUUUUGAGUUCUUUAGAAACCACCGAAGACUUGUGAUGCCCAAGAUUUGUAAUGGCUUGUGUGCUAAAGCUGAUCUGAGUGGCUUUUCACACAACGCAUCCUGGAGGUGCAUAAGCAGAGCUAGGAGGAAAUGGAUGGUCCACUCUUCUAGAUUUGAGAGAUGCGGAUUACUUUUAGGAUGCUUCUUUUGAUCCUUAGAGGUUUUCUUGUGUACCUUGUGAGUAAAGAAUGAAUCUGUUAACAUUUUUGUCUUGUGGGGGUUGGGGUGGAACAGAUUCCAAUCUCAUUCCUGUUAGGAGACUGCCAAAAUAAGAUUUCUAAUUGUUUUCAAGUGGAUCCUGUGUGUCAUCUUGUGUUUAAUUGAAAAUGAUGCACUUGACUUGCUCAUCUGCGGCAGGUGUUUUGUAAGUGUAAUACAUGCUGUGAUUCUAGCUCAGUUCCAUGAUGUUUCCUUGGAACCCUCCAUUAAAAGUGUGCAAGCAAAAGAGAUACAGCAGUUCUAAGAAACAAUUUCAUGGUGCUUAAAGAAGAAAUUGAAAGCCACCUGAGCUUGCCAUAACUAAUUUUGCAGAGGGGGUUUCGUUUCCCUCCCCCAAGUGUAAUUUCCCUGGUUUCCCCCUCCUCCUACAUAAAUAUGCAGUUGGUAUAUUAAUGGCACAUUGUACUGCUAGGUAAACUUCUUGAUCUUGCAAUCUUACUCCUGGCCUAAAUGUUCAUACUUGGAAUUAAAUCCCAUUGAUUUCAGUGGAAGUUGCUUUUUAAGCAUUUAUGGUGUCUGCCUUUCAGAAAUUCAUAUGCUUGAUUUUGUUAACAGUGAAUGGUAACUUUAUAGCCAUAAGCCCUUUUAAAACAUUUUUAUAAUAAUUUAAUAAUAAUUCAUUUUACAAAUGAAAUGUUGUGAUUAGGACCAAUCUAAGAAUAUAAACAUAUAUUAGAAAUUAUGACUCCUUAGGGAAAUCCUCCUUUAAUUUAUGAAGUUUUAAUCAAGGACUGCAAGCUAAAUGGAAGCAAAAAUGAAUUACUGUAAGUAAACAGAAAGGAUAUUGGCUGAAUUUCAAGCAGGCAGCUCAAUGUUCUCACAUGCUGCACAUGAUAUGACUCUUCCUGUCAUCUGUAUUAACUUGAUUCUGUUCUGCAGGGAACCUAUUGAAAUCAAUUGGACCAAUGCAACAAUGGAUUGUGUGUGAAUUUCUGAAAGUGCAGUCAUACCACAGCUUGGAUUUGUUGUAAGUGGAUGUACUGACACAGCAACAUAGAAAAGCCCUGCUGGAUCAGGCCAAAGGUCCGUCCAGUCCAACAUCCUGUUCUCUCAGCGGUCAACCAGAUGCCUGUGGAAAUCCCACAGAUAGGAGCCAAGUGCAAGAGCAACUCUCCCCACUUGUAAUUUCCAGCAAUUGGUAUUCAGAGGCAAACCAUCCUGGAAGGUGGUACACAGCCAUUUAUGGCUCCAUGAGUUUGUCUAAUCCUCUUUUAAAACCAUCCAUGUCGGUGGCUAUUGCUAUAGUUUUAACUGUGUCCUGGGGGAAGAAGUACCACCAUCCGUGUACAGGUUACUUUAUAUAGCUUCAUAAGGAAAAUAUUUGUAAAAGCUGCUCUGUACUCCCAACGAGCUUGCAAAAUCCUACGUAGAACAGAGCAAGGCUAGGGAGAGACAAGGCUAGGGAGUGACGAAUGCCAUGAUUACAGCUCGAGCACAAAGCUCUUUUUAAAAAAAUUCCCUCAAAGAAAGAUGCCACAUUCUUAGUUGGUCAGGUAAGAGCUUGCACAUAACUUAGUCAUAUGCGCUUCAUUGGCAGCAGGUGUUAUUCGCACAUGUAGUUCUGAUGUGUGGAUGCACCAAGAGCUGGGGGUCUUCUGUUUAACGCAGUCGGCGACAGCUCUGUGUACACAUUUCCACUGCAUGCACGGAGCUGCAACUGAUAUUACAGGGAAUGGAGUGACUCUUAUUUCCCCAAAGCCUGUGGAGCUUUGGACUGGAAUAUGGCCCAUUAGACCUGUAAAUUAUAAACAACUUGGAGGCCAUGUUGGCAUAUAAGGGGUUAUAUAAAUAAUAAACAAAUAGUAAGAGGGCCAAAGGGGUAAGAAUUAAAGUGGUCUUGGUGGUAUGCAGGGAAACGACCUGAUCUGAUUGCUUUCUUAACAUACUGUACCAUACCAGGUCUCAAGAGACUAAUCAGAACUGCGUGUUUAUCUGUGGGUCCCUAAAGGGAAAGUAGUACUGAAGUGCCAUCACUGCCUGCCUAAUUUCUGGUGUCUCCUUUCUGAUGUUUGACUUGUGUCAGGGUAGAUCAGAAAUAAACCAAAGUUGAGAAUCUGCAGAGACCGCCACUAUAGCAGCUAUUUUUAUUUUGUCUUUUUCUUCCCGGGGAGGCGGGAGAAACAAAUAUGAAGUGCUUUUGUAAUUUUGUUUCUGCAGUGGUGCAUUAUCAAGUCUUGUAUGUUUAAACUGUUUAUGUACUAUACAUGUUUAUAUAACUGUAGUCCAGUUCUUUUAUAGCUGAAAAUGUGAAAAAAAUAAAUAUCAAAAUA
Messenger RNA from Zootoca vivipara (common lizard), 6953 nucleotides. It is a transcript of the gene ZBTB8B, whose product is annotated as zinc finger and BTB domain containing 8B. Gene Ontology annotation, molecular function: DNA-binding transcription factor activity, RNA polymerase II-specific; protein binding; RNA polymerase II cis-regulatory region sequence-specific DNA binding. Lineage: Eukaryota; Metazoa; Chordata; Lepidosauria; Squamata; Lacertidae. The record is from RefSeq and is a predicted model, not a curated record. Gene Ontology annotation, biological process: regulation of transcription by RNA polymerase II.